GAAAAUAUAAAUCGAUAACAUGAUUUAAUUUUAGUACCCCUAGACAAUUAUUUCAAAAUUUGUAUGGAAUAGUUACUCUCUAAAUUCGAAAAUUUCAGUAACCAAUAUAAAACUAUUUCUGUAUUCCAUAUUGAUGUCGACUUUUAGUUUUAUCAAAAAUUCAUGAAUUCAUGAAAAAUGUUCAUAUUGAGGUGCCCAGGGACGGCGGCGCCAAGGUUAAAUCUGGUAUAGGGGAGUUCAAUCGCUUUUACGAAUGUCUGCAGAUUUAUGGCUACCUAGGUAUAUGAUUUAACUUGCGACCAAAAUGAUUAACUUCUUGGCCUCAUAUUAUUAAUUUCGAAUAAAUGUUUGAACUUUUCUGUAGAUGUUUAAGUAAAUAUGCACCAAGAUGUUUUUAUUGGCUAAGCAUAUUCAAAUGCAUAAGUUAUUGGACAUUGUAAAUAUUAUAUUGAAAUUGUAGAUAUUAAUUUCUGUUAUACAUAUCUCACUGUUGUUGCAGAAGGUCUUGAAUUCAAUAUUUUGAUUCUGAUACAUAUUGCGUUAUUGUUUAAAUUUUCUCAUGUUUAGUAUCUACUAAAAUAAUAUUUUCGCCGCCCGUUUGUAUAAUCAUAGCUUUUAAAAUGUUUAACUAUUGUUAAUAAAUAUUAUUUCUCAAUCACUCUCCUCUGUAUUAACGGUGUUUCACGCAGAGGACACGUGAAACUCAUUCAUUACGUGUUCGGGUACGGAUUACCUACCCGCUUUUAUCAAUUAUCACGACUAUCGCAGUCGUAUCAACAUGAUCUGAUAACAAUGUCUGGCAAUAUACGCCAAAAAUAGAGCGACGUUAUUUUGACAAUCGUAAGUAGUUAGCUACUUUACAGAAAUCCCAAAUGUGUUUGAUGAAAUUGAAAUAACGUUGUUGUCGAGAUUCCUUUCGAAUAUCGUUUAUUGGCUGCAAAAUAAUUCAGAGUUUUAUUCACUUUACGUUUAACAGGUAGUAGAUAUAUUGGACCUUUAACUAACGUACUGACCAGGUAGUAAGGGAUUAACUAGAACUAGUUCUAUUUAGUAAAGACAACUUAUACCUACGCAAAACACGACAUUAAAAUAGAAUCGUUUGAUUGAAAUUAAAUAUGUACAUUGAAGAAUGUAGCAUGGACUCUAAGAAGCGCCGAAACAAUUUUUCAAUUGAAACAUUUUGUAAAAGUUGGAAAUAUAUAAGGUGAGGUAAAUUUAAGUAGGUUUUCAUAAAGGUACAGUCAAAACAUUAACUGAAUCCCUAUUUAAUGUUAAUAUAAAUUUUAUAAAUUAUUGAUUUCAGUCCCUACUGCCUUAAAAUUUCUGACUGUACUUAAGACAACUUGUAGUUGUUACUUUGACCAAACUUCACUUAUUGUAAAAUAAUGAACAUCCUAGCAAAUAUCUUUAAGAAAACGAAUAAAAACAAUACAAACGAAAAUGAGCGUCAAUAAAAGAUAUUAUUUUACAGUGCGUGUACCUAUUAUUGAUUAUAGAAAAUAAUCGAAUGCUACUAAACGAACUUAAUACUGCAGAUAAAUAUGACUCUAUUCGAGACUCUUCAAUCUAGAUGUACCUACUUUAAAGUUUAAACAUUCCUUUAUAUUAGCUCCAUAUAUAAAUCUAUAUUAUAAUAUUACAACGUUUUAAUUGGACUUGGAUACAAAUAUUUCUCGAUAACAUUUAACUGGUUUGAUCUAGGUUUAAAGUCAGACGAGUGCAAGAGAUGGACUCAUUUACGUCUGAUAUGUAAACAAAGUAAAUAUAUUGCGCAAGACACGUUUCAACCGACAGUUGUUUACUUCUAAAUAAAAAAAAAUGAAAGUUAUCCUGAAAAUAAACCCUGUGCUUUAUCUUGUAGUUGCUGCGAAUUUUUUGUCGAAAAUCAUAUCUUUGUAUAAUCAAUUCUUCUGUCAAAAAUCUCAACUACAAAGCUUAUUACUAUGCCAAUAUAGGCCAAUAAAACAACAAAAAAAUUCAACGGUGAUACCUUAAAUAGAUUUUUUUAUUUCUCCAUUAAUAAACUAUGAAUAAUACGCAUUAGAUAACGUUACCCUUUGUGUGCUUUUUUUCAACGUAGCGCUAGCCGGUUGAUUGAAUUUCAUGUGGCCUAUCGAUUUUAUUUCAGGGCGAAAAAAUAUAUUCUUAGAAAGGAAAGUUAAGUUAGAAAAAAAGGCUACAUUCGCUGAUUAUAUUUGCCCUAUACGAGAUAUCCAACGUAUUGCAAGAUUUUUCCAUCAUUAAUUUAGGUAUAAAAGCAAUAAGACUAACAAUUCCAACAAAUUUAUUUCAUUAUAUCGAUAGACGUCGCGUCAGAGAAUACGAGUAGAGAGAUAAGGCAACCGGCUAAAACCAGCGCACGCACCGGCCGCAGGGGGCCGCGCACCGCUUCACACAUCGCACACACGCGCACACGCACGCACACCAGCGCACACGCGCACGCUGAUAACACUCACAUAGUAUACUCGUUCAAACAAGAUAUUAUGAUAAUGAGUGCAAUGUGUGUUAUGACGCGCUGUUUUGCAGUGUUUAUUCUGGUGACUUUGAUGUCUAUGCAAUUGUACUAGACAAUAGACUUAUCACAGUGUGUACAUUCCAAAACGCAAUUGGCAACAAAUGCGUAUAGUACGCAGUAGGUACAUCAUUCUCAUGAAAAUACAAGAAAUACAUAUACCUACAUAUUUACCUAAAUAAGUUUUGUGUGCAAAAGUAGAAAAUAUUGUUUUAGUCAGUUAUACAUAGUAGUUAUUGUUAUUUCUUAUUAAAUAUUGAAAUUUUGAAAACCAAGACAAACUAUUAUCGCAAAAUGUGAGUCUACACUUUCAUAACAUGAUCACGUAACAUCAUGACAAAACGGAAAAAAUCUGCCAGAAAAGGCACCUAUUGCUAAUAAAGUCGAAUCCCCAGUGAAGACUGAGGUCGCAUCGCAUAAACACGACGAUAUCAGGCACCUAUUGAACUAAGGCCUAUCGUUCCGGUAUUAACUGGACACCGGCUGAAGCGAGCGGCUGUUGAUAACGUUACCACAUUAUUUACUUUACACCACAUUCUCAAUCAGGCAUCUGCUUAGAAUGCGCGAAUUUUUAACUCAUAAAAUUUUGUCGAUUUUACAUAGUUUUUCAAAAUAGCAAUCCAAAGAGAAGUGCGUACAAUCUAUUAUCUAAUAUCGGUUUAAUAUUGUACAACAAAAGCCGCAUUCGCAGGGGACGAUCCCUUAUCAGUGAUAUCAAUAUAGGAGACGUUUUAUAAGUAGGUAACGCGCUUGCCACACUUCAUUAGACACAGCGACCACGCAGUGACCAGUUGUAAAAAAAAUCUAUUUAUCAUAACGUAUUAUAAACGUGCAACAUGUUGGUAUUUCCGCAAUGGAGACCGGAAUUAUCUGGAGAUGGCUGUAGGGUACAACGCUGGAUAUCAACAGAAAGAUUCGCACCUUACUUAGCCAGACCUGUGCCACUACCACAUUUACCAGUACAGAUUGAGGACGAUGAAUCAUCUGGAAGUUUAUCACCGGAACGGCCCACUGAUCUUGGGACAGAAAACGAGUGUGUUUGCGAGUGGAGAGGCUGUGGAGCGAGGUUUGAAAGCGUUGCGCGUUUGUCCGCGCACGUAGCACGAAUCCACGCGCACCCUCACCCUGAUGGCUUCUUCUACUGCUGCUGGGAGGGAUGCACACGAUCGCAAAGAGGCUUUAAUGCAAGAUAUAAAAUGAUAGUUCACAUGAGAAUACAUACGAAUGAGAGACCUCAUACGUGCAACCAAUGUCAGAAAAGUUUUUCACGAGCGGAAAAUCUCAAAAUACAUUUACGCUCGCAUUCCGGGGAAAAGCCAUACGUGUGUCCAUAUGAGGGUUGCGGUAAAGCAUACUCCAAUUCGAGCGAUCGCUUCAAACAUACGCGCACGCACAAAGUAGACAAGCCAUAUUGUUGCAAAGCACCUGGCUGCAACAAACGCUACACAGAUCCGUCCAGUUUAAGAAAACACGUGAAAGCAUACAAACACUUCACAAAUGACAAAGAGAAUCCCAAGCAGGAAACACAAAAUAAUAGUACUGUUAAAAGUCUAUCACCUAUGCGUGAAACCAUUUACGUACCAGAGCCCACAUCACCACACCACAGGGUAAUAAGCCCACAAAGAAUUAUAUCACCUACGUAUCCUUACGCACAAGUACCAGAAACAUUCACACCAAUCAAUUACAUGACCAUGAUGGACCCAGCCGCCUAUAUUCGCCCGGUAGAACCCGUUUACACCAGAGUUCCCUCACAAGAAAUGUCUUUUACCGAGUACUCAUCAAUGUACGACCACGCAUACAGAAGCUAUUACUCAUCAAGAAACGAGUACCCCAUUUUAAGACCAAUCGUUAAUGAAAAUUUUUUUCCCUACGAAGAAACCAGAUUAGAUGAAUCAACGGAAGAAGUGAGGUACAUAAAGAGUUCAGAUAAGUUAGAAUAUGAUUAUGAAUCUGCGCCUUUGAAUUUGAUGUGCUCAAAACGCUCAGAAUACAAACCCAUCGAUGAACUAGUCAGGCCAGAAUUACCUUUAGAUUUAAGUACCAAAAGCUGACUGUUAGGUUAUUUAUUUGCGUAAAUAAACACUUAUUUAUA
Molecule: messenger RNA, 4604 nt
Organism: Colias croceus (clouded yellow)
Lineage: Eukaryota; Metazoa; Arthropoda; Insecta; Lepidoptera; Pieridae
Product: zinc finger protein GLIS1-like
Exons: 4
Coding region: 3349-4563 (404 amino acids)
Biological process (GO): smoothened signaling pathway; regulation of transcription by RNA polymerase II
Cellular component (GO): nucleus
Molecular function (GO): RNA polymerase II cis-regulatory region sequence-specific DNA binding; DNA-binding transcription factor activity, RNA polymerase II-specific
Source: RefSeq, a predicted model, not a curated record